Pyricularia pennisetigena is the source of this 1134-nucleotide messenger RNA. RefSeq lists its product as uncharacterized. Gene Ontology annotation, molecular function: prenyltransferase activity. The record is from RefSeq and is a predicted model, not a curated record. Gene Ontology annotation, biological process: isoprenoid biosynthetic process. The coding region runs from base 1 to 1134 and encodes 377 amino acids. Lineage: Eukaryota; Fungi; Ascomycota; Sordariomycetes; Magnaporthales; Pyriculariaceae. The transcript has a single exon.
AUGGUCAAGGAGCCGAGAAACCUCGCCAAGGCAUCAUCACCAUCCCAAGUCGGAGGGGAGUCCACAUCCUCUCAAGGAGGGUUGAGCUCGCCACCGUCCUCUGUCUCAUCCACUUUCGACCAUGUGGACAGCGGGCUUCUCAAACACAAAGUCCCAAAUACCAUCAACACCACCGCCACCGCAGCCGAGGAGGUGAUUUCAGCCCCGAUCCGGUACAUCCAGUCCCUGCCGUCCAAGGGUUUCCGAGCUGCCCUGGUCGACUGCUAUGGCAUGUGGCUGGACGUGCCGCGACGUGACAAGGACAUCAUCAAAACCGUCAUCAGCUGCCUGCACGAUUCUUCCCUCCUCCUGGACGACAUUGAAGACGACUCCAAGCUGCGUCGAGGAUUCCCUGCCACGCAUCUCGUCUACGGCCCCGCGGCGACCAUCAACAGCGCCACAUAUCUAUACAUCCAAGCCGUACAGGCCGUGCAUGAUCUGGGCUCUAGAAAACCAAUGGAUGUGCUACUGCACCGCAUGCGGCAGCUCUUUCUCGGCCAAUCUCUGGACCUACACUGGACUUUCAACCGGAAAUGUCCUACCAAGGCCGAAUAUUUUGACAUGAUUGAGCAAAAGACCGGGGCGUUCCUAUCGUUGGUUGCGGAGCUUAUGAUGGCUGCUGCUGCUGCUGCUGCUGCUGCUGCUGCUGCCGACGACCGCGGAGCCUCCGCCGAGGACGCCCCCGACCAUAUAUUCGAAGCAUUUUCGUACCGGUCCGGGCUGUACUUCCAAGUCCGCGACGACUACCUCAACAUUACCUCGGCCGACUACGCAGACACAAAGGGCUUCGCCGAAGACCUGGACGAGCAAAAGUUCUCCUACCUGCUCGUGCACCUCGCGCACGCCCGGCCCGACUUGAUGGUCCAGGUCGAGGGCAUAUUCAAGGCCAUGCGGACCGGAAAGACGGAAAACGCCGAGACCAAGAGGUACCUGGUUUCUCUGCUGUACAAGAGCGGCGCCGUGCAGGCGACAAAGGAACUGCUGCUCCGGUGGCAAGAUGAUAUUGUCAACGAGAUUGACGUCUUGGAAAAGCACUUUGGGACGCCGAAUCCGUCCCUGAGGUUGCUGAUGGAAAGUUUGUGGAUUGAUUCGUAG